Molecule: messenger RNA, 3342 nt
Organism: Strongylocentrotus purpuratus (purple sea urchin)
Lineage: Eukaryota; Metazoa; Echinodermata; Echinoidea; Camarodonta; Strongylocentrotidae
Exons: 7
Coding region: 333-1400 (355 amino acids)
Source: RefSeq, a predicted model, not a curated record
CUAUACGCUGAUCGAGUGCACCGUAUCGUACACUUCGCCAGGUAAACGCGUACCGUACGUCGUCGCUCAACGUUGCAACCGGGGAGUUCCCCGUCUGUCAAAGAACGAGUUACGUUGCUAUGCACAAGCGUCCCAUCGACUAUUCCAGACUAUGCCGGAAAGUGAUGUCAACUCGUUCAAUGAUCGGCGGAUCUAGGGCUAGAUCUACACCAAUUUGACACUCGAGAGUAGGUUUAUCGUAUUCCCAAGAUCAACUGCCAGUUAGGUGGUUACUAUUCGACUCAAACUUCAAAGACAAAGACAAAGACAAAGGCUAAGUUCAAAGAUACAGAAUGGACGACGAAGAUGUACCCCCUUUAGAGGACAUGAGUGAGCUGCUGAAGCAAGCCCAACAACUACAGGGAAUAAAGGAGAGAAAGGGCUUGGCGGCAUCAUCAUCAUCAUCAUCAUCAUCAUCAGCUUCAUCAUCGUCGCCAUCGUCAUCGCCCCACGGUCGUAUAAAACCAGAGGAUAAACCAAAGGUUCGAGUAACCCAGGGAGAUACCAAGCAGGGAGACAAGAGCAAGACUCCUCCUACCAAGACCAACAAACCAGCUUCUCAAAAACCCAACUCGUUUGGGGGCCUCAAGAAAGGAUUCCUAUUUGGCUCUGCACCCAAGUCAUCCUCUAAGGCAUCUUCCCAAACUUCUGAACAGCGCCCUCUUAAAGAGCCAUCAACCAAAGGCCAGAUUGCUGCAUCAAGAGACAGACUUGAGGAUAUUCCGCUCAUCAAACCUCAGGGAGAUGGUGCACAGAAUGGAGCGCAGAGGAUCCAGGAGGUUCAGGAUGCACUCAAGGCCAGUGCUCCUCUCCUCGAAAACAAAGACUGGGUGAAUGACGAUCUCCUGUCAAAGUUAGAGAAGCACCCUCGCUUGGCCAGUCAGUUGUCGGAUCCUCGGUUCAGUCAGGCCAUGUCCAUGUUCCAGUCUAACCCUCAGGGGGCCAUGAAGUACUUCCAGGAUAACCCAGAGAUUCAGUCAUUCUUUCAGGACUUCUGUGGAAUUCUAGGGGACCAUUUCUCCACCCUUAGUCCAUCGUCAGCACUCCCACCUACGUCUACCGCCCCCAAGGUGAGUCCAGUUCAAGAGGUCAAAGUUCAUGACAGUCCCGGUGCAGAUAUGGCCGUGUCCAGCAGUACUAACCCCAAGCAGGCAACGGCCACGGAUGAAGCCAAGAUGAAAGAAAUCAUGGCUGACCCGGAUGUGGUCAAGGCCUUCGGUCAUCCACAGACGCCGCUUCUGUUUGAGGCUCUGCAGACGAAUCCAGAUCUAGCUCAAAGGAUGAUGCGCACUGCGGAUGCAGAGUUCAGACAGCACGUACAAACGCUGGUCAAGAAAGGGCUUCUGGGCUUUGCCAGGUGACAAAACGUAGAGCUGAAUGAUGGAAGUUGGGUCGAAUGUGAAUGUGCCCUCCAACAAGCCCAACUGAGUGAAGCAAUAAGUUUAGGGAGUGGGUGAGUCUUCCGAGUUUACAUCUCUUCGACAUGUUUAUUAAACUGGCAGGUGUAGCUGCUUGAAAUGCAACAUGUUUGAGAAUCUGAGGAAGAUUGGAGGACUCGACACUAAAAUAUGCGCUUUGGGCUCCCAACAUAUACUGUGGACCUCCGCAUUCGUGAAGAUUCAACUGGGACACCAUGCACUCAGAUGCUAAAAACUUUUUUCUGUGAAAAAUGUUAUUAUGAAGCUCUACAUGUAUGUUCUAGAGCUGUCUCAUGAUGAGGUUUGAGAUACUGAAUUCUGUAACUUUGGCUAUUUAUUUUGAAAUCCAGUUAUAAUCUAGUCAUAUGGAGUGCUGUGACCAAAAGAAUCAUUGUAUGUGGAAGUCCUUCCAUACAUUAUAUGCUCGUCCAUUCCACUUACUUCUGACUGUAGUAAAACAAUAAAGGAGUAUGUUAUAUCAAACAAUAGAUAUACUGUGUCACCACUGGGUAAAUAAAUGAUUUAUUCAGUAAAAACAUCUGCAAUAUAAUACAGUACAACACUUUAACAAGAGCAAAUAUAAAUUAGGUCUGUUCCUAACAUACAGAUAUACACAAUGAGUACUUAAAUACAGGUUUACAAACAUGUAUAGAACUAAAUCAAAUUUUCUAUGUACAGACAAUAUUGAAUUCUUUUAACUUGAGUUUGAGCCAAGAUACAUUCACAGAGAGUAGCAUUAAUAUAAUGAUUAAUAUCCCAGAUCUUGACUUUAAUCAAGGAAUGAAAAUUCAAACUAUGUAUACACAUGUAUAUUUGCCAGGCUAGAUUUCAACCAUUAUCUUUUUGGGCCAUUGUAGCCUUGAGUCAACAGUGAGAUUUCUCUAUUUACAUGUACAUGUACAUAGUCUUUAAAAAACAAAAAGAGUUCUCUGUGAGUGGUCAAAGUUUUUGUUAAAACAAAAUCUGUAAUUUGUUGUAAACUGCCCUGAGACAGCACCAAACAAAUUUAUCUUCUAAAUGACUACUGGGAUGAAAUGUGGGACACCCCAGUGGCCUGAAUGUUUUCUAUACUUCCAUAAGCUACUGAUAUGUUUCAGAUUUGUACAUGCAAGAGCAUAGUCCAUGGGGGUGUUUGACAAAGCCUUUUUUUUUAAUGACAAAUGACAAAAAUUAGUGACAAAUCUGCUGAUAACCAACCAGAAGCAAGGAUAACAGUCUAGCUUAUAACAAAAAAAAACUGUCAUUUGUCACUGAUGCCAAGUUUUGUGAAACGCCCCUUGGAUUCUGUCCCGUUUUUACACACUUGUUAUUCGUCAAUCAUCUUUGUACCCCUUUACACACAUCCCACUGUCUCUGUUUCAGCAUUGAGGGUGUGUAAUUUUCUCAGCUGAUUUGGCGCACGUCACAUAAACAGUCAAGGCAGUGAAUAGUACACCCCAUGCCCUAAUGUAUAUUCGUGAACAGUAAUUUUGUAGUGCACAAAUCCUUUGAUUUAUGAUAUACACUGUAUGUGUACAACACUUCAUGCAAGUAGAAAAAAAAUGUUUAUCCAACUUUGUACACUACAACAUGAUGAAUAAAUAAACAAAGAUAGUUAAUAAGUACUUGUAAAUUUAUCUUACACAUAAACAAAAUGGAAUACAGAUUAAUGUAUUUACACAACACCAAAAUAGUACUCACUUUUCCACUGAAUAAUCUCAGUAUCAGAUUCUUACAAAUUCUUUUCACACUAUAAUCUUCAACAUUAGAAUAAAAAGCUUGGUCCUAGAGAAGGUCUAGUUCUUGGUCCUACCAGAAGACUAUUAAUUGGUCCAUUUAGGAUAUGGCUUGUUGCUGCAGUAACACAUCAAUACAUUAGUUUAGUAUAAGUAUUUGAUAAAAACAA